Chelmon rostratus (copperband butterflyfish) is the source of this 2101-nucleotide messenger RNA. RefSeq names its product ELAV-like protein 1. The record is from RefSeq and is a predicted model, not a curated record. The transcript is spliced from 8 exons. Lineage: Eukaryota; Metazoa; Chordata; Actinopteri; Chaetodontiformes; Chaetodontidae. The coding region runs from base 191 to 1270 and encodes 359 amino acids. Gene Ontology annotation, molecular function: RNA binding. Gene Ontology annotation, cellular component: ribonucleoprotein complex.
GUGAACGUUCUUCCUUUGUGUGUAGCGCAGAUCCACAAACAGCUAGAAGGUAAUCUGUUAUGUUUAAAGCCUGUUUGUUGGCUUAGCACCAGCACGACGUCCGUCCGCAGGUCAAUACCGGAGAGUGUCUAGACGGUUAGUCACCUAUUCAUCACAGUUACAGGCGCAGUGAACCAUCUGGGUCUUCUCCAUGGCACUAAGACGAGGACACAUCAGGUACUUGAAGGUGUGUGAGGUUCAGACAUCUCAGAGUGAUAUCAGAGAUGGUCAACAUACCUCCAAAGGAGCCGCCGGAAAGGAGCUCUAUGAUAAUGGAUACAGCGAGCAGAUGAUGGAGGACGAUGAUGCCAGAACCAACCUGAUUGUCAACUACCUGCCGCAGAGCAUGAGCCAGGACGAACUGCGGAGUCUGUUCAGCAGUGUGGGCGACGUUGAGUCCGCCAAACUCAUCAGGGACAAAGUUGCAGGCCACAGUUUAGGUUACGGCUUUGUUAACUUUGUUAACCCUAGUGAUGCAGAGAGGGCUAUCAGUACCCUCAAUGGCCUGAGGCUACAGUCUAAAACUAUCAAGGUUUCAUUCGCCCGGCCGAGUUCGGACAUGAUCAAAGAUGCAAAUCUGUAUAUCAGUGGUUUACCGAGGACGCUCAGUCAGCAGGACCUGGAGGACAUGUUCGCUCGCUACGGACACAUCAUCAACUCCCGAGUGCUGGUGGACCAGGCCUCUGGUCUGUCACGAGGUGUGGCCUUCAUCCGGUUUGAUAAGAGGGCUGAGGCCGAAGAUGCCGUCAAACACCUGAACGGGCACACUCCCCCGGGCAGUUCUGAGCCAAUCACAGUAAAAUUUGCCGCCAAUCCGAAUCAGGCCAGGAACUCACAGAUGAUGUCACAGAUGUACCACGGCCAGUCACGGCGUUUUGGAGGACCGGUCCAUCAUCAGGCCCAGAGGUUUAGGUUUUCUCCAAUGAGUGUUGACCACAUGGCCGGCGGUGGCGGAGUCUCGGGGAACUCGUCCACCGGUUGGUGCAUCUUCAUAUAUAAUCUGGGUCAGGAUGCAGAUGAGGCCAUCCUGUGGCAGAUGUUCGGGCCGUUCGGCGCCGUCGUCAAUGUAAAAGUGAUCCGAGAUUUUAACACCAACAAGUGCAAAGGCUUCGGCUUCGUCACCAUGACAAACUACGAGGAGGCCGCCAUGGCGAUCCACAGCCUGAACGGGUACCGACUUGGAGACAAAGUCCUGCAAGUGUCCUUCAAGACCAGCAAGGGACACAAAUAGGGAGCGAUGGGAGAAGAGGAGGCGGCGUUCUGACUGUCUGUUGAGAAGAAACAAACAAGUCAGAAGUUGUUUUUUUUUUGUUUUUCUGCAGCUGUCAGUUGUUGGAGAGUUCGUCAGUAGGUUUAUUUUCUCCUCCCAGCAUGCCGGGUUCAUUCAGGCUGUAUCAUAUCAUUUGUUGCAGUAAAAACUUUUUGGUAGGUUGUUUUGAUCUGUGUCAGCAGCAGAACUUGGUUUCACAUGUUUGAAGUUUCUCUGCUUUAAAAACCAGGUGUGACUCUGUAAUAUAAAUAGAAAUAGCUGCAUUUGUUUCAGAGGAAACUACAAACUCACAAAGUUAACAAAGGAAACUAAAUCUGCUCUUUGAAUUCCUCAUUCCUUUUUUUUUUUUAACAAAUUGAAGCAGUUGGUCAGUUUUUCUUUUUUCUGUGUUGAAAUAAUUGAUCCUUCAUACAUCAGAUGGUAGCCAUUAAAGUAUAUUAUUAACUGUUUCUCAGAUUUAAAUGCUGAAAAACAUCAUGUAGAAGAAGCGUGUCUGGACUGUUGAGAUGAGGUGACGUGAUUGAUGGCUCUCUCAGCCAGUAAGCACACAAGAGGCGGGGCUCCAUGGCACAUGCAGUUUGUAAAGUUUCUGCAUGAACAAAAUUGUAUUUCAUAUUUUUACGACUGGCUUCCAACGAAACACCACCUGACGUACAGAAACUACGAGCUUUUUUAUAUACUGAUCCGUUUUUCUCUUAUUUUCAUUCGUAUUCUGUUUCUGAAUUGCAGCUAAUUGUGAUGUUGGACUGUUCACAAUAAUAAAAAACAAGUAAUAAAAUUGUUUAUGGAACA